This is a messenger RNA of Archocentrus centrarchus (flier cichlid), 3864 nucleotides long. It is a transcript of the gene mmp16a, whose product is annotated as matrix metallopeptidase 16a (membrane-inserted). The coding region runs from base 1 to 1839 and encodes 612 amino acids. Gene Ontology annotation, molecular function: metalloendopeptidase activity; zinc ion binding. Gene Ontology annotation, cellular component: extracellular matrix; plasma membrane. The record is from RefSeq and is a predicted model, not a curated record. Lineage: Eukaryota; Metazoa; Chordata; Actinopteri; Cichliformes; Cichlidae. The transcript is spliced from 11 exons. Gene Ontology annotation, biological process: skeletal system development; extracellular matrix organization; collagen catabolic process.
AUGGUUUUAUUGGCGCUCCGCAGUAGGAGAUGUCUUAAUAGCUGCUGUAUGGGGACGUUAUGCUUGCAGUUGUUGCUGUGGAUUUUAUGUGCCGUGAACGGAGAGGAGCAGUCGUUCAGUGUAGAGGCAUGGCUCCAGAGGUAUGGCUACCUCCCUCCUGCAGACCCCAGAAUGUCAGUGCUGCGUUCUGCCCGAGUCAUGCAGUCUGCUAUCGCUGCCAUGCAGCGCCGCUACGGCCUAAAUGUCACAGGGACGCUGGACAGCAACACUAUAGAGGAUAACACGAUAAGAUGGAUGAAGAAACCUCGAUGUGGGGUUCCUGACCAAAUAGGGGGUGUGUCCAGAUUCAGUGUCAGGAAACGGCGGUACGCCCUCACGGGACAGAAGUGGCAACACAAACAUAUCACGUACAGCAUAAAGAACGUGACACCUAAAGUGGGUGCUGAGGAGACCCAUGAUGCCAUUCGGCGAGCUUUUGACGUGUGGCAGAACGUGACACCGCUGCGCUUUGAGGCUGUGCCCUACAGCGAGCUGGAGAGGAGCAAGAAAGACGUGGACAUCACCAUCAUCUUUGCUUCAGGUUUCCAUGGUGACAGCUCACCUUUCGAUGGUGAGGGGGGCUUUCUGGCCCAUGCCUACUUUCCAGGGCCGGGAAUAGGAGGCGACACACACUUUGACUCAGAUGAGCCGUGGACGCUGGGCAACCCCAACCAUGAUGGUAACGAUUUGUUCCUGGUAGCUGUCCAUGAGCUCGGUCACGCGCUGGGCCUCGAACACUCCAACGACCCCACGGCCAUCAUGGCUCCUUUCUACCAGUACAUGGACACAGAUAACUUCAAACUACCCAUGGAUGACCUGCUGGGCAUCCAGAAAAUUUAUGGGCCACCUGAUAAACUCCCCCAGCCCACCAAGCCUUUGCCAACAGCACCCCCUCCUCGCUCCCAUCCUCCUUCAGACCCCCGUAAACCAGACAGGCAGACGCGACCCCCAAGGCUGCCCUCAGGAGACAGACCCUCGCAUCCCAACGCAAAACCCAACAUCUGCGAUGGAGGCUUCAACACCCUGGCCAUACUGAGAAGGGAGAUGUUCGUUUUCAAGGACCAUUGGUUUUGGCGGGUGAGAGAUAACUCUGUGAUGCCAGGAUACCCCAUGCUCAUCAGUGUGUUCUGGAGGGGCCUGCCGCCUAAGAUAGACGCAGUCUAUGAGAACAGCGAGGGCAAGUUUGUCUUCUUCAAAGGAAAGCAGUUCUGGGUGUUUAAGGACACAGUGUUGCAGCCCGGCUACCCCAAGGACAUCACCCAGUUUGGCCGUGGCAUGCCCUCACAGAGCAUCGAGACCGCUCUGUGGUGGGAGGAUGUGGCCAAAACCUACUUCUUUAAAGGGGACAGGUACUGGCGUUACAAUGAGGAAAUGAGAACCAUGGACCCCGGCUAUCCUAAGCCCAUCACAGUGUGGAGAGGCGUGCCUGAAUCGCCACAGGGGGCCUUCGUGGACAAAGUCAAUGGUUUCACCUACUUCUAUAAGGGGAAGGAGUACUGGAAGUUCAACAACCAGUUCCUCAGAGUGGAGCCGGGCUACCCGCGCUCCAUCCUCAAGGACUUCAUGGGCUGUGAGCUGACGCCCAUCGACCCCGGCCGCCCACCGGCCGACGACGGCAACCCGGACGUGGUGAUUGAGCUGGACAAUGAGGCCAACACAGUGAAGGCCAUCGCCAUCGUCAUCCCCUGCGUGCUUGCGCUGUGCCUGCUGGUGCUGGUCUACACUGUGGUGCAGUUCAAGAGGAAGGGGACGCCACGCCACAUACUGUACUGCAAACGCUCCAUGCAGGAAUGGGUUUGAAAUUUUGGGAAGAGACAAGAGGUCGGUGUUAGGGUGGGAGGAGAGGUUGGUGAAAAAACAGUAUGACAGCCCCCACUUUUCACAGAGAGGAGGAUGGUGGACAUUGGACAGCUUUAUGAGAAAAAACAAGCCAUGCCUCCUCCUCUUCAGUGAUACGAUACCUUUGUUCAGACCUGCAGAACCAGCCGGACAGUCUGACGGUGAUCCCUCAGUUAAAAAAAAAAAAGAAAAAGAAAAAAAAAAGGCGAUUCCCAGGACUUGAAGCUGACUUCUCCAGCCCCCAGCCUUUUUAACAAACGGGGGCAGAGGGACAGUUUGUGGAGGGGGAUCUUUGUUGGAAAUGACCAUCAGUCCCAGUCCAAAAAUAAUAACGGGAAAAAAAAAAUAUUCAAAAAAGAGGGUCAGCAUCACUUUGUAUCUCAGAAACUUGACUUCCUAUCCCCGUUCUCUUUUGUUUCUUUGCCCGAAUGCUUUUAUUCAGAGGGAGGACUUUCAGGGGGACAAGCAAUCUUCCCACAGGGCACUGCAUUGUCAACUGGCAUAUCAGGUUGUCGCUAAAACAGCUUUCUAUUUUCUGAUCCGUGUGCCCCCCUCCAGCUUCAUAUUGGGCUAAAAAAACAAAACAAAACAAACAAACAAGCAAACAAAAAAAGUCUCAGUUAAACACAACUUCAUUACAUUAACAAUCAUUCAUCCUUUUUUUCCCCAUUUUUUUUUCCUUUCUUUUUUUUUUACAUUAAUUUGAGAAAGAAGGUCCUCACUCUUCCCUUUAAAGCAUCCCUGAAGAAGAGACCGAACAAAACCAAAUAAAAUCCAUCUCUCUCCAAAGAGGAUCAAUUUUUUUUGUUUGUUUGUUUUUUUUUUUAUUUCUUCUUUCCCUUCUCUGGAUCCUUGCAGCGAUUAUGAGUUGGGGAGCUCUGACUGUUGUGGCAGUCUGUUUGAGACACAGGGGCCAAAUUAUUCUGCAAUAUUUUAACUCGCCUUAAUUAUAGAUCAUACUACUUGUGCUUGGUUUUGCUGUUCUUGGUGGGGCUUUUUUGUUGUUGUUUUUUUUUGUUAUUUUAUUUGAAUUUGUAUACCGCUAUUAUUUCUGUUUGUUUAUUUUUUUUUAAAGGAGCUAAUUAAUUGCUUCUUGUGAUUGGUAUUUUAUGGAUUUUAUUACAUUACUCAGAAUCCUCAGCACUGGCUUGCUGAGCCAUUCUGGACAGAUUAAUACAGUAGGUUCAGCCUGUACUGAAAGUAAUGUAUUGUAUGCUAAAUGAUGUUGGAAGGUUCUGGAGUAAAGCCACUAUUUUUGUGUGUUAAGGUAUUUGUUAUUGUUAGUUUUGAUAUUUCCAUAAGACAGCCUGACUUGAGCUUGAGUCUUGUUUUUUGGAUUUACCCUUGACCCAUAUUCCUCCCAGUUAAUUUUUUUUAUUACUUUUUUGGUGAAUGGACUUAAUUUUUUAAAAUAAAAUCCUGUUGACUGCCUUGUUUGAGAGAGCUCACAGUUCCCAGAAUGCUCUUGAAGUGAGACACCAAGUCAAGAUCAGUGCCUGUGUCAACGUGCAUGCAAGCAUUUACUGUACACCCCUAUUGGUUCUGCUCAACAUGGCUUUGGACCCCCGUCGAGCUGAGGAGGAAGUUUUCUCUUAAAGAUACUGUUUGUACCUUUUAUUUGUACCCCUGUCCCACCACCUACCUUCCUCCAGCUACAAUUAAAUUCACGCAAACAAACUGUAAAAGAUUUAAGUGGUACAUUUGGGAAAUUAAUGGGGAAUCUGAUGGGUGAUUGGCAAGUCAAAUUGACCUCAAACCAAACAUUAGCAAACAUGUAGUGUCCUUGCUGUCAUGGCGGGCAGUCUUUGAAUGUGCGUUUGUUCUCAUGAUCACAUACUGUUUUUUUUUUUCUUGCUUUCUUUCCUUCUUUCCUGUUUUCUGGUCAAAACAAAUUGGACAUGUCACAAUGACUUGUUUGUGUAAGACUUUGGGACAAGAGAAAAACAUGUCCUGAUUGAAUGAAUAAACUGAUCAAUACACAUUGAA